Messenger RNA from Doryrhamphus excisus (bluestripe pipefish), 609 nucleotides. The record is from RefSeq and is a predicted model, not a curated record. Lineage: Eukaryota; Metazoa; Chordata; Actinopteri; Syngnathiformes; Syngnathidae.
AAAGGAAAAACCCACUGGUGUCACCGGAAGUACAAUACAGUUCAGCCUUGACGGUGUCUCCUCUUUUUUUGGACGAACAAACGUAUUUUGUAGUAAAUAUAAAAUGGAAAUUACAUACAUUGUCUGACCGCUAGUUAUAAAGUUCACUCAUCUUUUAAGCAACUGUCGUUAGCACUUUAGCAACGUUUCCGGAGCUAUCAUUAGCUUUACGUUAGCUUUAGCACCCGCACUAUUAGCAGCAUGGCGACACCAGGGACACCAACAGGAGGAGAGAAUCCACCUAUGUCCCAGUCUAUGCAGACUUUUAAGAACUGCUGGGGCUGCCGCCUCAUCUCCGGCGGUGGUCUGAUCCUGUCUGGGGCCUACGUGUACCAUGCCGCCCGCAAAGUCAUGCGUCUUGGCGGCCCGACCUCUAUGGGCACAGUCGCCCAGAUAACAUUUGCAGCAAGUUUGGCGGCAUGGGGAGUGGUUAUUAUGGUUGAUCCUGUGGGGAAAGCGCAGAAGAAGACGUGACGAGCCAGCGUGGACAUGGACAAUGUUGGGACAAGGAUACAGUUUGAAAAGGAGACAAAUGUAUCUUCACAUUCUAUAAAAGCAAUCAUAUAAUUA